ACACUGCUCAAGUGCAAGAGCACAGACCUAGACACGUGUGGGCAGCCGGUGGAGAUGGCUCAGACCAAGUUUGAGGUGUUCUCCCUCAGCGGCACAUUUGGCACCAACUACGUCUUCCCAGAAGUCUUGUACAGCGGGGUGCAGCUGGCCCCGGGGGAGUUCCAGUGAUUGUGUGGUUGCAGAUGUGAGCCUCCAUAGGCUCUCCACAUCAAGAUUAACUCUUCCAGUCAGGAGUAGUCUUCCUCACAGUCUCUCUUAGCACGAGAAAAGGAGCAGGACCACAAUCUGAAGACCGACUACCUCUACAGCUAAAUUGAUUUAGCACCAAAUUGCAUCCCAUUUCACAAAAAGCAUUCUACGGACUGCGAGGCACCAGCCAUGCUCCCCUCCCGGCCUCUCCUGCGCGCUGCAGUGUUUGCCCUCACGGUCCUUCAGGCCUUUGCCUCCGACACCUUCACUGCUGCCGUCUACGAGCACGCCGUCAUCCUGCCAGAUGCCACCGAUGAGCCUGUUUCUCCUGAGGACGCUUUGGCCCUGAUGAACAAAAACAUGGAUGUCUUGGAAGGGGCCAUCAAGGAAGCUGCCCAGCAGGGCGCCCACAUCAUUGUGACUCCUGAAGACGGCAUUUAUGGCUGGCAUUUCACGAGGGAAACCAUCUACCCGUACCUGGAGGAUAUCCCUGAUCCAGCAGUGAACUGGAUUCCCUGCACCGACCCCACAAGAUUUGCUCAUGCUCCAGUGCAGGAACGACUCAGCUGCAUGGCGAGGAAUAACUCCAUCUAUGUGGUUGCAAACAUCGGGGACAAGAAGCCAUGUAACUCCAGUGAUCCCGGCUGCCCCAGCGACAGUCGCUAUCAGUACAAUACCGACGUCGUCUUUGACCCAGAGGGGAAACUGGUGGCUCGUUACCACAAGUAUAAUCUCUUUAUGUCAGAAACUCAGUUUAAUUACCCAAAAGAACCAGAAGCUGUCACCUUUGAGACCCCCUUUGGAAAGUUUGGCAUUUUCACUUGCUUUGACAUCCUUUUCCAUGAGCCUGCCGUGGUCCUGGUGAGAGAGUUGCAGGUGGACACCGUGCUCUUCCCAACGGCUUGGAUGAACGUCCUGCCGUUUCUGACUGCGGUUGAGUUUCACUCUGCCUGGGCUAUGGGCAUGGGUGUCAACUUCCUAGCUGCUAAUACACACUACACCAGCAUGUCAAUGACAGGGAGUGGUAUUUAUGCACCAGACGGAGCCAGAGCAUACUACUACAAUAUGAAAACUGAGGAUGGUCACCUCCUCAUUGCUGAACUAGACUCAUACCCUCUUUCUCCAACCUCUCCACCUGCUGUCAACUGGAGCUCAUAUGCUUUGAGUGUUGAAAGAUUCUCACCAAAUAAUCAUGAUUUCGGAGGACUCAUCUUCCACGACUGGUUCACUUUCACUGAGCUCACUAAGCCUGAGGGGAAUCUCACCAUUUGCCAGAAAGAACUCUGCUGUCACUUGAGCUACAAGAUAGCAGGGAAACAAGAAAAUGAAGUGUAUGUGUUGGGUGCUUUUGAUGGGCUUCAUGUCGUUGAAGGACAAUACUAUCUGCAGAUAUGCACGCUGCUCAAGUGCAAGAGCACAGACCUGGACACGUGUGGGCAGCCAGUGGAGACGGCUCAGACCAAGUUUGAGGUGUUCUCCCUCAGCGGCACAUUUGGCACCAACUACGUCUUCCCAGAAGUCUUGUACAGCGGGGUGCAGCUGGCCCCGGGGGAGUUCCAGGUAUUGAAUGAUGGCUUGAUAAGUAAGACAAGACCAACAAAACCAGUCAUCACUGUGACACUUUUUGGACGGUGGUAUGAAAAAGAUCAUCUGAAACAAGACCCACAACCACCAGCCUUCCCAUGAUAUUCCCAUAACUGAAGUUGUACACUAUUAAUCUUACAUCCAAAUAAGAUACAUCAUCCUCUACUAUAACAAUCCCAAUUAUGUUUCUUAUUUCUAGUUGCACAAAUUUCUUAUCAAUGUGCUUUGUUUAGUAAUAACGUAGCAAUAUAAUUUCAUUGCUACCGUUUUUGAGAAGUAUCUAUUUCUAUAUCGUAAGAUUACUAAUCUUUUAUUAAUGAAAAACAGCAGUUGUGUUUCUGUCUCUGUUUUCUGGAUUUUUAUUUUUCUGACCCUCAGAAAACCUAUACUGUGGGUAAGAGGAUACAUUCUUAUCAAAAUAGCAUUGCAUAUUUUAUGAUUGCAGAUUAAUAUGAGACCAGCAAAUAAAACAGUGAAAGAUG
Molecule: messenger RNA, 2255 nt
Organism: Tyto alba (common barn owl)
Lineage: Eukaryota; Metazoa; Chordata; Aves; Strigiformes; Tytonidae
Product: pantetheinase
Molecular function (GO): hydrolase activity, acting on carbon-nitrogen (but not peptide) bonds, in linear amides
Source: RefSeq, a predicted model, not a curated record